CGUUUGGCAAAGGUUGACCAGGCGAACCUCAUUGAAAAAAUCAAAGUUUGGCGAGCUGAAAACGAGGGUGAUUUUUUCGAAUUUCGUCCCUAUGUUGACCCAGAAUCCAAGAAUGCCGCUGCGGACAGAGAAGACAGUGUUGAAGAGGGUGAACUGGAAGACGACGAUCUCGAGGAAAUGAAAGUGGACGAUGGCACUUCUCUGCCCCUCUAUUUCCUCGUUGUAAAGACGAAUGUGGGAUACAAAGUGGUAGCUUCGUUUGUAACACAGUCGGAGACCACUGAUGCUGUUAAAGAGGUUUUGUCUGUCAUUAGGAAGUGGAAUCCUGAUUGGGCUCCAAAAUACUUCAUGGCUGAUUAUGCUGAAGAAGAGAUUUCGGCAGUGGAAGAUCUUUUCCCAGAAUGUCUUGUCUACAUAUGCGACUUUCAUAGAGAGCAAGCGUGGGAGCGUUGGCUGUCAAAAAUCAGCAACGGAAUGAGCCAUUUAAAGACGAAAGCCUUAGCUGCAAUGAGAAGCAUUGCCCGUGCAAGAACAGUUGAGGCGUUCGAGGAGAAGGUGCAGCUACUUAAAGACGACGAAGAACUUUGGGGACAGUCUCUCUUUAGAAAGUGGUUUGAAAAAACCUGGCUGAGACAACACAAGGUAAGUCCAUUUGCCGUUGUACAAUACAAUUUCCCCCACCUUUUGUUAGUGUAAGUUAACCUUUAGUGACUCGAAUACAUUGUUGCAUUUAUAAGCAUUUAUCUCUUGAACAUUUUCUAGAUUCAAGACUAGUGGGAAAACGGAAUUUAUUCAAAGUAAUGUGUAUGGAGAGGUUUUCUUCCCAGCAAAGUAGACUGCCGAGUGAUGGUAGAUCUGAAAAGAACUGUCGCUUGUGACUGACGUUUCGACAACCUGGGCAGAAGUCAAGCGACUACUCACUUGACUCUGAAGAUGACAACAGUUCCUUUCUGGACCAACCAUCACGCGGACGAUCACUCUAGACGAACUACUGAUACUCCUAGGUUCAAACAGUUUCCUAUAAAAUGGACUACCUAGUAAGGCAUGCGCUAAAAUAACAAC
Orbicella faveolata is the source of this 1062-nucleotide messenger RNA. RefSeq lists its product as uncharacterized. Lineage: Eukaryota; Metazoa; Cnidaria; Anthozoa; Scleractinia; Merulinidae. The record is from RefSeq and is a predicted model, not a curated record.